Mauremys reevesii (Reeves's turtle) is the source of this 1438-nucleotide messenger RNA. RefSeq names its product TLC domain containing 3B (gene TLCD3B). Gene Ontology annotation, cellular component: endoplasmic reticulum; membrane. The transcript has 5 exons. Gene Ontology annotation, biological process: ceramide biosynthetic process; lipid homeostasis. Gene Ontology annotation, molecular function: sphingosine N-acyltransferase activity. Lineage: Eukaryota; Metazoa; Chordata; Testudines; Geoemydidae. Bases 491 to 1339 code for a protein of 282 amino acids. The record is from RefSeq and is a predicted model, not a curated record.
CAGCCCCUGCUAUCCCUGCCCCGGCUCCCCCGCCCCACAGCUCAGCCACAGCCCCCUGCUGGUUGCACUCCCACUCCCUUUCCAGUCUCUCGUUUCCAUCCUUUGCACCCCCAUUCCCAUUCCCAAUGCCCCUCUGACAGAUCACUGCGACCCCCCUUCCAGCCGCCCUCCCGCCCCCCUCCGGCACCGGACACUCCGCUGCUGUCCCUUUAAGUCCCUCCACCCAGCGCCUGUCAGCUGCUCCCCCCUCCCCUCCCCUCCUCUCCCUCCCCUCUCCCCCCCUUUCUCUCUGUCACAGCCGGCCUCAGAGCCGCUGCCUGGAUCCAAGCAGCCGCUGCCUGCCCCCCAUCACCCCCACUACCAUGUGCAGCCCCCAGGCCUGUCCCCCAUCCGGCUACAGCAAGGCCGGAUCCCAGCCCCACUGAGCCCCCUCCAAUCCCAACCCCCACCCCGGUCUGUGUGAGUCCCCCCCUUCCGCACCCCACCAGAGAUGUUUCACGCCUUGGUGGCUGGGGGCAUCGUCUUCCCAGGGCUCUUCCUGCUGGCCAAGAACAGCCUCAAGCGGCUGCCCUGGCUGCAGUGGGAUGAGGCCGACGCUGUCAUCAUCUCAGCCAGGCUGGUCUCCUCUGUCCAGGCUGUCAUGGCCUCCACCGCCGGAUACAUCGUGUUCAGCUCCUGCCACCACGUUCUCGAUGACCAGCAUUGGCUGACGAGCGCCUACACGCAGUUCGCGGUGCCCUACUUCAUCUACGACAUCUACGCCAUGUUCCUGUGCCACUGGCACAAGUACCGGGUGAAGGGGCACGAGGGCGCAGGGCCCCGCUCGCUGCGCACCGUCACCCGCGCCUUCCUGCACAAGGAGCUGCUCAUGGUGCUGCACCACCUCUGCAUGGUGCUGGUCUGCUUCCCCGUCUCCGUGCUGUGGCGCCAGGGGAAGGGCGAUUUCUUCCUGGGCUGCAUGUUGAUGGCCGAGCUGAGCACCCCCUUCGUCUGCCUGGGCAAGGUGCUCAUCCUGUACAAGCGGCAGCACACGCUGCUGCACAAGGUGAACGGGCUCCUCAUGCUGGUGACCUUCUUCUGCUGCCGCAUCCUGCUCUUCCCCUACAUGUACUGGGCCUAUGGGCGCCAGGCCGGGCUGCCCCUGCACCGCGUGCCCCUGGCGCUGCCGCCCGCCUGCAACCUGGGCGCCGCCCUGCUCCUGGCCCCCCAGCUCUACUGGUUCGGCCUCAUCUGCCGCGGGGCCGCCCGCCUCUUCCGCCGCGCCCGGCCCAAGGACGCCGCCACCGCCACCGCCGCCCUGCGCAACGGGCACGGCCCCGGGGGGCGGGCACUGGACUGAGCCCCCGCCCUGCGCAAUGGGCACGGCCCCGGGGGCAGGCGCUGAACUGAGCCCCCGCCCUGCACAGCGGGCACGGCCCCGGGGGCGGGCGCUGGACUG